Molecule: messenger RNA, 3393 nt
Organism: Exophiala xenobiotica
Lineage: Eukaryota; Fungi; Ascomycota; Eurotiomycetes; Chaetothyriales; Herpotrichiellaceae
Exons: 3
Coding region: 2233-3054 (273 amino acids)
Source: RefSeq, a predicted model, not a curated record
CAAACCCAUACGAUCAAGCAACAGGAGUGUGUCGAUAUUUCCAUCUCUUCAUAUACUUCCCGGUUGAUGCUCUCUCCAGACGGUUCCGGGACGCUUCUCCAGCCUAAAGCUGAUUUCUCAACAUCUUGACCCUGGCUGCUGAACCCGGAAUCCAGUGUCGCAACACGCCGUCAAGACCCGGGAGAUCCAGAUACUCCAGAACUGACCUACAGGUAUUGAGGUCUUGGCAACUGCUGGAAGUUGCAUGGCAGAAGUUGCUGAGCUCCAUGGCGAGCUUCCUCCUGCUCGCCAAAGCCUAUCGAAUCCCUCUGACCAAGAGGCAUUAGAAUUGGAUGAGGCUCAAUACGAUCCUUUUCCACAACUGUCGACCGUGGUCACAAAUCAAAGCACUCCUAGAGCUUUGCGCUGGUGGCGGAGGCAUGUUUCUCUGGGUGUGCCUCAUGUGAAAUGCCGUGAUCAUUUAGCAAAUGAGAGAACUUUCCUAGGUUAUCUCCGGACAGGACAAGCAUUUGCAAUGUUAGGCGUGAUUAUCGCACAGGUUAUGCGACUUCAACAUAGCCUCAACCCCAACCCGGUCCUCGGCUACUUCGUCGUCAGCAUUCCCUUGUCGUCGGUCUGUCAUGGGUCGGCAAUAGCUGUAUCAGCUUUUGGGGCACUAAGAUUCUUUCGCUAUCAGAGGGAAAUGGCCCGAGGAUAUGCUGUUUGUGGAGGGUGGGAGAUCAAAGCUAUUGGGACGCUGACCACCUUGAUUAUUCUGUCAAUCUUCUGCCUAGCCUUGGCCAUUACCAUCGAGAAGGGCUAACUCCAUUUGCUCGGAGAGAGAAAUGACCUAGUCCUGAGCCUCGAGCAAGAGGGCAAGGAGUCAGGCCAGACCUUGGGACGUUCGGUUCUUAUUUCCACGAGACUGCAAUAUCGAAAGCAGCAGCACUAUUAGCCCUGUCGGUCGGCCACCCUGCCAAGAAAGGGGAAGUGCUCUCAUCAAGUUCCAUUGGGUGGCUUGAUGCUCGCCACGCCCGGCUGGACCAUGAAAAGCCCAGAGUACUUUCUUCCGCAUAUACAAAUCAACCGGUGGCCCUGCAGUGAAGAGAACAUGCCGGAACCGAAGCCGGAGACCCCGAAUUCUGCCUCGAGGGCCACUCUCGAGGCCGCUGGGCUCGGAUCAUGCGCAUUUGCCGUUUGGUGCAUGCACCAUGGCCUGCUCAUGUGGCAUAACGAGCUUGGGGCUUGUCACAGCUUCUUGGAAUGGCUCAUGAGCCCAGGGAAAUACUAAAUUCCUUUCGGCCACACUAGUAACAAUGUCGCUGUGGCAUCCACCUAACAGCGGAAUCGAUAAAGGACAAUGACUGGAGUGAAGGCAGCUAACCAAUGUUAAAAGGUUGAUAAUGUGUGAAGUAUUGUGCGAAUGCAACAGUCCAGCACUUUGGCAGCUGCAAGAAGUUCAAUCACAUCAUCACCUCCAGCUGUCAACCCAAGUCGAAAGAUAAGGCCUCAAGCUUGGCCGUCUGCUUUGCAUUGGCCUCUUUGGCGGUGCACACCUCCAGAAAGAAUCCUUUCCCGUUACUACCCAUGAUGCAAGGCUUCCAUCACAGUGGCCCUGCGCCGGCACACGCGAGCACCAACUUCCUAUACCUCAUCACCAACCCAGAGCGCAACAAUCAAAUAUCAUCUGCGGCCAUUCGGUCAGGCUCGGCUUCAGCCUCUUUUCUAUUGCUUGCUGACCGACCUAGGGCAUCGCGGUCCUGGUCUGAUGGAGAAUUCGCUCCGAACCACAGAUCAAGCCCAAUAAGAGCCGCCCAGGACGCGCUCAGCAAGGAGAUCACGUGACCGUCUGGCUCAAGCGCCCUGCUACCUCAGCCCCCUUUUCACACUCUCGACCACGAGUAUGGCAAUAUCCGGACCUUGGGAGAAUAAAAUAUGCCUUACCAGGAUGGCCGGGCCAGUGUGGAGUCCUAAAAGCUCUAUUCUUUGGGGAAAGCUCGUUCCUUAUGCCUGGAGGCGAAGCAGCCCGGCAUCAGCAGCCUGCUUUCCGUCAGCUUGCCGUGGGCAUUAGGUAUGCAUCUUUUCUCCAUUCAGAGUUUCUUUGCCAUCCACCAAGUGCCUGGAUUUCUCCAUUGCUGGAAGGAUGGCCAUACUAGCGACCUUGUGCACCAACCUGGUGACCCUGCGGUUCAAGUAUUUCAAGAGUGAAUUCCCCGAGAUGUGCUUCACAGACGUAGGUCCAGUUCGCAGCUCAUGUCGGUGCCGCAAGAAGAGCUCUCCAGGCUCUCCUUAGGGGACACUUACAUGGCAUUUUCGGAAACCACUUUGCAACAGAGGAAACACGAGAUCUGGGAUAUCGUCUCUUCAUUCGACCGAUGGUUGUUCGCAGCAGAGUAUAGGCUUGAGAUUUGGGACCAGAUAACGGAUUAUCAGCGUGGCAGACCGCUGUCGGACCUAACCAUCUCCGAGGACCUUACAGGUACCCUGCUGCAAGCUGGCUGCCACGAUCCUGAGAUCUGGAAUGGACUCAACAGAUUCUAUACGCCAGCGAAGAGGGCCAAAUUAUUCACGGAAAAAUUGAAACGGCGUUUCGAGGGAAUGUUCAACGACUACCAAACACUGACCAGGGCCGGAGAGCGUGAGCCCGGACGAAUUCAAUUACUGAGCGAAACAUCCGCAGUCAGGUUGGAAGAGAUAUUUCAUGAUUUCCGUCGCUUCACUGCAAUUGCAUUCAAUGAUCUGAAGCUGAGGUUGGAAGGGAGAGCAGCUACUUUGAUUGUUCUCUUGGACGUGUUGAAACGAAUAUGCCAGGAUCCCAGUGGCUUUCAAUCAAUGCCUCAGAGCAGCCUAUAUCGUCGAUUGAUCUAUGAGGCCCCGACAAACCAGAGAACGUUUAUGCUUGAUGCGCUCGAUGCUAUUCGCGACACCCGAGUCACCAUUCCUUCCAGAGACCUCUUGGAGAUAGCAGACUAUCUGCGGGCCAUUGCGGCCGCGCUCAGUGUCAACGAAGCUCCCGCACAGUACCAACGCAGGCUCCAGGAAGUCAGGGAUGCCGUUGAGGCAAGAGCUGAAUGACGACUUGGAGGAUAACGGCAGGACAUUCGAGGUUUCGGAAGCAACUGAGAAUGGCACCAGAGGGCGCAGGCCCUUGCCAGAGUUCGGGAAAGAUUUUCUCUUAGUUGGAACAAAGCAAGGCCUGCGUGAGAUGGGCUGUUCCGGACGAGAGGAGCUAGGUUAACUUUUUUCCAGUUUACUGCUUUUUUUGCACCCUAAUCGUCAAUCAGGAGAGAUACCAUCGCGGAAAGAUUCGAGAGGGCCCAGCGGGUUUUGAUUUGCGUUCUGCCUGGUAGCUCGUGAUAUGGGUUCAUCUACGGGUAGAUCAUCUCGGUAUAUUUCAGUCUAGGUUAAUGUCAU